Molecule: messenger RNA, 264 nt
Organism: Sphenostylis stenocarpa
Lineage: Eukaryota; Viridiplantae; Streptophyta; Magnoliopsida; Fabales; Fabaceae
Source: the annotation of a GenBank genome assembly
AUGGACGCAUGCAACGUUUUCACGUAUGAAUUGGAUCGGGACUUGAUACCACCGGAGAGCUUCGUGGGAGCUUCAGCAACAGUUGUUCCGGUAAGUGUUUUUCACAGAUUGAUUAUGUUUCGGUGGUGUCUUGAAAUGGGGAAACAGGGUUAUUCACGCGGGUACUGUGCCUUGACCUGUGUGAUACGUGUCUCUGUUAAGUUGGUUUUAGAGGAAGAAAAGUUCUGGGUUGACUCAGCAUGCACUUUGAAGGUUCAACUAUGA